UGGGCCCGGGCUCGGGAUUACGGUUUCAUCAGCACUGGUGUUCCCACGCCGACUGAGGGACAAUUACUGUGAGCAGCCGACACACUGUGGCCACGCAGUCCCGGUCUCAGCCCCACGGGCCGUCACCGAGCCCCCGGGAGUGAGCGAAGGUGACCGCGCCAUUCCAUACGCUUGUUUUGAUUAUACAAGGACACACAGACACACACAGUUCGAGUCAAGAUGGAUUUGGUCAAUGGAAGAUACCAGUGAGUCAGUUGCUGGUUUAAACUUUCAGCAGCCCAAAAGGGGUUAGAAAUGACAAAGAAUUUGUGUAUGAGAAUUUCAAAUACAACGACGCGUCAGUUUUGCUGUCUCUGUCCAGAUAUUUAAGGAUUAACCAGAUAUUUCUUCAGAGGUCCUCCGUUGGCCUGGGUCCACCGUAGAUGUUGCAACCCAGCUGUCACACGAUACACAAGCCGGGGCAGUUCGAUAUGGAGAGCAGGCUGUUGCCGAUGUAGCAGGCUCCCCUUCUCCACAGAGCCGAUGAACCCAAAGGAACGACGGAAAGCGAUACAGUUUGGCAGUGGAUGCAUCACAGGAGUUGCCAGUCACCAUUGAACUCUAACUAGUACUACCUGAGGGACUCCAGCUCCAGAUUUUUCCUCGUGGUUUACUUCUGAAGCCUUCCCCGUGCAAGGCAGUGGACGUUUUGAGACCAGUUUUCUUUCUCGAUGAGUUUCCAACCACAGUUUGACGAGCCCCAUCUGCCCGUAGGGACAGGUUUUAAGGUGCCAGUAACUUGCCUUUGUCCCUUCUGCUGUCAGUAGAAACAGCUCCACUCUCUACGUCUGAAAUCUGACAUGAUGAAUUGCCAGAGAAUUAAUAACAAGGAGACAUAAUUCACCUUCUGUCAGUGUGGGAAGAGAUUCACUCACUCUGCCGACCUGCAGACACACCAAUAAAUUCAUAAGGGAGAGAAACCAUUCAACUGUUCUGUGUGUGGGAAAAGAUUCGCUCGACCACCUGAUUGGCUGACACACCAGCAAUUUCACACUCAGGAGAAGCCGUUCAUCUCCUCUGAAUCCGGGAAGGAGUUCACUCAGUCAUCCUACUUACAGACACACCAGUGAGUUCACAGUGGGGAGAUACCAUUGACCUGCUCAGACUGUGGGAAAGGAUUCACUCACUCAUUCCACCUACAGACACACCAGUUGGUUCACACUAGGGAGAUGCUGUUUAUCUGCUCAGACUGUGGGAAGGGAUUUCCUCAGCCAUCUCAACUGAAGGUACAUCAGCGAGUUCACACUGGGGAGAGGCCAUUCAUUUGCUCUGAAUGUGGAAAGGGAUUCACUCAGUCAUCCCACCUACAGACACACCAGUUGGUUCACACUAGGGAGAUGCCAUUUAUCUGCUCAGACUGUGGGAAGGGAUUUCCUCAGCCAUCUCAACUGAAGGUACAUCAGCGAGUUCACACUGGGGAGAGGCCAUUCACUUGCUCUAAAUGUGGGAAGGGAUUCACUCAGUCAUCCCACCUACAGACACACCAGUCAGUUCACACUAGGGAGAUACCGUUUAUCUGUUCAGACUGUGGGAAGGGAUUUUCUCGGUCAUCUCAACUGAAGGUACAUCAGCGAGUUCACACUGGGGAGAGGCCAUUCACUUGCUCUGAAUGUGGGAAGGGAUUCACACAGUCAUCCCACCUACAGACACACCAGCGAGUUCACACAGGGGAGAGGCCGUUCACCUGUUCUGUGUGUGGGAAGAGAUUCACUCAGUUAUGCCAUCUACAGACACAUCAGUCAGUUCACACUGGGGAGAAACCAUUCACAUGCUCAGAAUGUGGGAAGGGAUUUACUCAGUCAUCUCAACUGAAACUACAUCAGCGAGUUCACACUGGGGAGAAACCAUUCACCUGCUCAGACUGUGGGAAGGGAUUCACUCAGUCAUCCCACCUACAAAUACAUCAGCGAGUUCACACUGGAGAGAGGCCUUUUACUUGUUCAGAAUGUGGGAAGGGAUUCACUCAGCUGUGCAAUCUCCAUGCACACCAUUUAGUUCAUACUGGGGAGAAACCAUUCACCUGCUCAGACUGUGGGAAGGGAUUUACUCAAUCAUCUCUACUACUGGCACACAAGUCAGUUCACACCGGGGAAAGUCCAUUCACCUGCUCUGAAUGUGGGAAGGGAUUCACUCAGUCCUCUCACCUACAAACACACCAGCGAGUUCACACGGGAGAGAGGCCUUUCAGCUGUUCUGUGUGUGGAAAGAAAUUCACUCAGUUAUGCAACCUGCAGACACACCAGUCAGUUCACACUGGGGAGAGGCCAUUCAUCUGCUCAGACUGUGGGAAGGGAUUCCUUCGGUCAUUUCAACUGAAGGCACAUCAGCGAGUUCACACUGGGGAGUGGCCGUUCAUUUGCUCUGAAUGUGGGAAGGGAUUCACUCUUUCAAUUCAACUGAAGGAACAUCAUAAAGUUCACACAGGAGAGAUGCCAUUCACCUGCUCAGACUGUGGGAAGAGAUUCACUCGGUCAUCCCACCUGCAGGCACACCAGCGAGUUCACACUGGGGAGAGACCAUUCACAUGUUCAGUAUGUGGGAAAGGAUUCACUCAGUCAUCUCAACUGAACGAACAUCAGCGAGUUCACACUGGAGAGAGGCCGUUCACCUGCUCUGAAUGUGGAAAAGGAUUUACUCGGUUAUCCCACCUGCAGACACACCAGCGAGUUCACACUGGGGAGAGGCCGUUCACGUGUUCAGUGUGUGGGAAGGGAUUCACUCACUCAUCCAACCUACAUACACACCAGUUUGUUCACACUAGGGAGAAGCCGUUCAUCUGCUCAGACUGUGGGAAGGGAUUUCCUCGAUCAUCUCGGCUGAAGGUACAUCAGCGAGUUCACACUGGGGAGAGACCGUUCACCUGCUCUGACUGUGGAAAAGGAUUCAUUCAGUCAUCUCACCUAUUGGCACACCAGUCAGUUCACACUGGGGAGAAGCCAUUCACCUGCUCAGACUGUGGGAAGGGAUUUCCUCGGUCAUCUCAACUGAAGGUACAUCAGCGAGUUCACACUGGGGAGAGGCCUUUCAUCUGCUCUGAAUGUGGGAAGGGAUUUACUCAAUCAUCCAACCUUGUGACGCAUUACCGAGUUCACACUGGGGAAAAGGUUUAACUAUCACUGUUGCUGAACCCAGGGGCAAGUUCAAAAGUGACUUUUGGUGUUGAACCUUGCUGCUCAUCGUACCCAGUUCUGCUCCUUGGUCACUGGACAUGGGAGGAAUUUCUUCCCUUAAUGGAGCAGGAGUUUAAUAUUCUGGAUCUGUGACAAAGAAAUCAGUUCUACUUUAAAAUCUGUCUUAGGUACCUAGUGAAUUUAAACACAUCAGGUGGACAGUAGGGAGUCUCUGCCUGUAUUUCUGUUCCACGACAAUCGAUCACUGCUGUUUACCCCUCAUUCACCCUGUGGUGAUGGGUUCCAAACAGUCACCAAUCUGUGGGCGAGAGGUUUCCCCUGAAUUUCCUGCUUGACUUUCUACAGAUUGAAGAAGGUGACGAGUUGACUGCAGUUAUGUCUGACAUGUCCUUUGCCCCUCGAAUCUCUGGGUCGAGGAAUAUUAACAUUGGUGGUUGAGGGUGGGGUGGGGACAAGGUAAAAAAUGACAGAGUAGCAGCAUUUGUAAGGCUGACUGACAGAGAAAAAAAUUAAGUUGACUCUGACUGUUGAUGUACUGCCUGAGUCAGUGGUGGAGGCAGAUACACUAGUGAAGUUUAAGAGACUGUUAGACAGGUAUAUGGAGGAAUUUAAGGUGGGGGGGUUAUAUGGGAGGCAGGGUUUGAGGGUCGGCACAACAUUGUGGGCCGAAGGGUCUGUAAUGUGCUGUACUCUAUGUUCUAUGUGCUGUUACUGCAAGUCAAGUGCACAGGUGCUGAGAGUCCAAAGUUUGUCAAAAGCUGCGCAUCCAUUCAGUGGGCAAAAGGCUCCGAGAAUGGGUGCACUGGACCUCACAGGCACAACUGAGAUCUUGUUACCUAAACCUAAGGAUUGGGACUCCCGACAGAAAAUAUAGUUCCCAGUUUAUCUCACAUGAAGAACUUAAUAAUGUAUCUUUCAGAUAAGUGGAUACAUGAUUUCCUAAUAAUUGAAGUGAAGCAUUGAGAUCUGGUCUGAUGGCCAGAACUAGCUGAUGUCUAUACCUAAUGGAAAUAGUUGAGACAGAGGCCUGAAAGAAAGAACUGUGUUCAAUUUCCAGUUAAUUAAAAUGUCAAUUAGGCUGCACAGGACAAACAAACUCCUUGCAUAGGUUUUGGUUCUUCAGUGAAUCACCUUUGCUGAAUGUCACCUGGUUCUGGAUCCUUCCACCAAGUGAUUUCAUUGUUUCUUCUUUUCUAUGUGAGUGUGUAAGUCAACCAUCACAUUUGGUGCAUCCAGUUGUAAAUUGAAGAGUGACUGUUGGUGUCAGAUUUGGAAUUAUUGUUGCUGUUCAUCAGGCCUGAAACUGAACCCUGGUCUCUGAGUACAGGAGGGGUUUGUUCUGAUGACAUUAGCCUCUAACUAGACUGGAGUUAUAUAUUGUGGAUCUGUCAUAAGUAAAUGAGUUCUAUUUUAAAUUUUGUGUCUCAGAUCUUUGCUGACUCUUCAGCAUACUCAAUCAACAGUAGAGAGGCCAUUCUGUCCCUCUGGUUCCUGCCCGUGUUCCUGUUCCAACUCUUCCCAUCACCCUGUAGUUCUUUGCUCUUUACUGUUCACUCAGCUUCCCCUAAAAUGCAUCCCCUAUAGUGACAGGUACUGAAUGCUCACCACUCUUGAUAAAGUGACGUCACUGAUCAACUGGUCUCUGACAAUUUGCACUUGUUUUUCUUUCAAACUUUAUUCACCUGUGCACAAGGGCAACAGUCCAGCCCAUCAUCAAUCUGCUCAGUGAUCAAUUUUAUAUCAAUAUUAACCAAUUGAAAUCUUGUGCAUCUUCUAAUGUCUUAAUUACAUACAUAGAAUACUUAUCAUGAUAUAUACUUCCAGGUUGUAAUGAACAACAAAACUAAAUGCAAUUUACUCAAAAUGCUGGAGGAACUCAGCAAGUUAGGCAGCAUCUGAGGAGUGGAAUAAACAAUCGACUUUUCAGGCUGAGGCCCUUCAUCACCCGCUCUCUAAGUCUCUGUAUUCCUCCUUCCUCCCCUAAUCCUCUUCCCAUCUUAAGAUCACUCCUUUACCCCCAGCUUCUGGUCAACACUCUCACCAGUUCCACACAUCAAAGU
Mobula hypostoma (lesser devil ray) is the source of this 5230-nucleotide messenger RNA. Its product is annotated as gastrula zinc finger protein XlCGF57.1-like. Gene Ontology annotation, biological process: regulation of transcription by RNA polymerase II. The coding region runs from base 1209 to 3149 and encodes 646 amino acids. Lineage: Eukaryota; Metazoa; Chordata; Chondrichthyes; Myliobatiformes; Myliobatidae. Gene Ontology annotation, cellular component: nucleus. The transcript is spliced from 3 exons. Gene Ontology annotation, molecular function: RNA polymerase II cis-regulatory region sequence-specific DNA binding; DNA-binding transcription activator activity, RNA polymerase II-specific. The record is from RefSeq and is a predicted model, not a curated record.